AUGGAUCCCAAAUCCAUCAAUAAGCCAAGGGCUAUAGCUGCUUCAAUUGGUCAUACAGAAGAUGAUUGGGCUCAGGUUAGGCGUGACCUAUUGGGUGAGCUGCACACACACAAAGAGGAAUACAUUACACUUUAUGGGUCCUGUGAAAGGUUUGAAGAAUUGACAAGCAUAUUGUCAUACUUUGAAGACAGUCCUGGAUACUCACAUUGGAUGACUAUGCCAGACAUGGGCCAUCUUGUUGCAUCGUGCUACAAUCUUGUGUUAUACCACUUGUCUUUACAGCAAUGUCUCACCUUUUUACCUCUUAGAACCGUGCCAGUACCUCAACUUGAUAGACGUGAGAUUGCCAUUGGGUUUGUCAACGGAAAUCAUUUCGUGCAGGUUUUGUUGCAGUCAGGCCAUCCAGUUCCUCCUAUAGCCACUAAUUGGCGAAAAUACCGUCACCCUUGCGCUGUCGACUAG
Messenger RNA from Camellia sinensis, 462 nucleotides. The record is from RefSeq and is a predicted model, not a curated record. NCBI's taxonomy places the organism in Eukaryota, Viridiplantae, Streptophyta, Magnoliopsida, Ericales, Theaceae.